This is a messenger RNA of Salmo salar (Atlantic salmon), 2180 nucleotides long. RefSeq lists its product as uncharacterized. The record is from RefSeq and is a predicted model, not a curated record. NCBI's taxonomy places the organism in Eukaryota, Metazoa, Chordata, Actinopteri, Salmoniformes, Salmonidae.
GCAAACCAUAGUUUACGUUCAGUGAAGUGGUAAUACGGUUUCCAUCCACACGCUGUAGCGCCAGCUCCCGCCUGACUGUCUGCGUAAAGCUCGGCGAAUCUCAAGUGGACCGAGAGGAAUUGGUUCAGUAAACGUUCUCUUUUGUUGUUCCUUGACUCGGGCUGUGAUUGCCUGGCGCUUUCCUUCCUGUGUCUUGGGGUUCGGCUCUCGGACAUGUCUCUGUUAGACAAAUCUGCAUGCGUCAGGAGAAAGGAGACUAUAGGGGAAAUGGAGUACUAUAGUAGGUGAGAGUGCGAUGAGGAGAGGAGCCAGAGAGUGAGGCGAUGGGCUGCACCUCUGCUAAGCAGGUGUCGGCCGUGCCCAGCGAUGAGGAGGGCCGGGGCAAGGCCUACAGCAACGGAGACCUCUUCACCGACGAGUACAAGAUGAAGGGAGUGGAGGAGGUGAAGUACAUGCGUGGAGAGGAGGACCGGGUGAACGCACGCAACCAGGAGAACCUGGAGAAGACCUCUUUACAGUACAGGGGGAAACCGCACAAAGAAGGCUCUGGAGCCAACGCCAACAGGACAAAUAUCCACACAUCAGAGAGCCAGCAGGAGUUCUUCAGGAUGUUGGAUGAGAAGAUUGAGAAGGGACUGGACUACUGUUCAGAGGAAGAAGAGGCAGAGGAUGGGACAUAGCAAACAAGGCCUGACUCAACCCCCUACAGAGAGCCUCCCAGAGUGUGUGCGAGUGCAUGUUCGUCUGAAUCAGUGUGUGUAUGUUCCACUGCCUUUGUAUGUGAUUCUGUAUGUGUCUGUGUGAGCAUGUAGGUUUUUGGUGUGUGAAAGAGCGAUGGAUAGCUAUUCUCAAAGACUGUUGCCCCCCUCUUGGCUGUCGUCCCAUUGGGCCCCUGAGUGGAUUACUGGAGGGAGAGACGAACGAGGAGACAUACAGACAGACAUGUGGACUCACUACCCUGCAGGACUAUGGAGAGAUGCACAUGGAGACAGACAAACGGACAUGUGGACUCACUGCCCUGCAGGACUAUGGAGAGACCCUCCCCUCUAUCCCAACUACCACCCCAGUGAACUGUACUGUGGUCCCUGGUCCAGCUUUGUGUAUACCACCCCCUCAUCACUACAACAUGGAGAAGGAGGACGGACAGAGGAAGAAUGAGCCUUACGGCAGUCUGGGAGACACCCUCCUGGCUUCCACCCUCCAUGGCCCUGACUACUGUGCUUUGCCUGUGAGGAGCAGAGAUGUGGAUAGAGAAAGAGGGGUGCUGGGGAGGGGGUGGUACUUCCAUAACCCCCAUCACAGAGGCUCGCUGCUGCAGUGGGCCAGAGAGGAUCCGAGAGAGGGAAGGGGUAGGGGGAGGGAGGGAGGGAGGGAAAGAAAAAUCUAGAUAUUUUAAUAAGAGAAAGAAGAGUCAGUGAGUGGCUUAUUUUGAAAUUCUGAACUCCUGCCUUUUUGAAGGACUUUUUUAUUAUGUUGAUCCAGUUCAUUAUUUUUGGUUUAUUUUAAUGUUUUUUUUUUUAAAUUAUUAUUAUUUGGCUUCUAUCAUAGUGCAUCACCUCCUGCAGGCUACAGCUCUAUAGGUCAGAGUUCCUGUGUCACUACACCUGUCCUCUUAAAUAUACCCUCAACGCUAAUAUACCAGACCCUGGCUAUGUGAAACACACUCCACUUCAUAUUCAUAGAUGCAGACACAGAAGUGCACACUCAUACUUUCAGAUACACACAGACAAAUGCAGAUAGACUCAUACACACACAUAUGCCAUUGUAUUCCUGUCGUUCUUUAGCCGCGUGUUAUGUAAGUAUGUUAAUAGGCUGUGAUGUUGAGGGUUUUGGGUGAAUGUUGGAACCAGCAGCUGUGGGUUUCUGCUGCUGGACUUCUUCAUGUUCACUUGUUGUGUUUAUUACUCUUUCCUCUGCAUUGGUAGCCCAGCCUCCACUUCUCUUCAACUCAGCAGUAUUGAUGCUUACUGGCAGCGUGGAGUCACCCUCUGUUGACACACACACACCCACACACCGCCUUUUCAUGGAAGUGAGAAGUGAGAUUUAAAGGAAAAGAGGUGUGGUUGCCUGGGAGACAAAGCCCUGAACGUUCUUCUGUCAUCAUUACUGGAUCGUUCCUUUUUCAUUUGAUUUUCAGUACUUUUUGUUUUUCUAUUAAAAAUAAAAACACAGGAGCUGUU